AACAUUUGGCAUAAAAAAAACCUUCCAUCUCUCUUGUCUGAAACUGCCUCUGAGUGUGUGUGUGUGUGUGUAAGUGUAAGGAAGAGGAAGACAGAUAAGGAAAGAGACACGAGCAGCACAAAAGCCGGUGAGCCAGCAACGCUGUUCGCUGCACCUCGACGAUAUCGAGGAGAGCAACCCCCUCACUCCACAGACCCAGACAAAACUCUGAGUCUCCAAGAUAGAGAGAGAGAGAGAGAGAGAGAGAGAGAGAGAGAGAGCGAUUUCUGUGUCGUUCACUGCCACUCUGUCACCAUUGCUGACCGCAGCACUGGCAGCAGAGCCCUUUCUCCCCCCGCAACCUCUUCCUCUUCUUCUUCUCGCUCUCCCCGCCAUCUAUAUAACGAAGAUUCAUUACCUGGGUCGUUCUGCCCCUCUGACCCGGCCUCCCGCAUUCGGAGCUUUCGUCUGUUCAGCCAGUUGACGAAGAUGCUGGAGAAGAUGUUCGACAUAAACCUCGACAGAGUGAUAGAAGAAUUCGAGGAGAUGACGAGGGACGCGGAGGCCGUCCAGAAAGAGACUCUGAGGAGAAUUCUGGAAGAGAGUGGCAAUGCAGAGUACCUGCUGAGUCUUGGUCUUGACGGCAGAACGGACCUCGAGAGCUUCAAGGCUCACGUUCCCAUUGUCACCCACGGGGAUAUAGAGCAUUACGUCCAAAGGAUUGCCGACGGUGAUUCUUCUCCCAUUCUCACAGGAAAGCCCAUAACAAUUAUAUCACUAAGCUCGGGGACCACUCAAGGAAAGCCGAAAUAUGUGCCAUUUAAUGAUGAACUGGUUGACUCGACUAUGCAGAUAUAUCGGACCUCGUUUGCCUUCAGAAACAGGGAGUACCCGAUCGGGUGUGGGAAGGCCUUGCAAUUCGUGUACAGUAGCAAACAGUUCAAGACAAAGGGCGGUCUAAAUGCUGGAACUGCCACAACCAAUGUGUUCCGAAGUUCUCAGUACAAAAGCACGAUGACGGCGAUUCAGUCCCAGUGCUGUAGCCCCGAUGAGGUUAUAUUCGGUCCUGACUUUCACCAGUCUCUCUACUGCCACCUCUUGUGUGGCCUCCUAUUCCGGGAUGAAGUCCAGUUCGUGUCCUCCACAUUCGCCCACAGCAUUGUCCACGCGUUCCGGACAUUUGAAUCUGUCUGGGAAGAGCUCUGUGGUGAUAUCCGGACAGGGGUCCUCAGUGGUCGGAUCACUGCUCCUUCCAUUCGAGCUGCUAUGUCGAAACUCCUCAAACCGGAUCCUUUACUGGCUGAUCUGAUACAUGAAAAAUGCUCUGGUUUGACUAAUUGGUAUGGACUCAUACCUACACUCUUCCCGAAUGCCAAGUAUGUCUAUGGGAUAAUGACUGGAUCCAUGGAACCUUACUUGGGGAAACUGAGACUUUAUGCUGGGGGUUUACCCCUGCUAAGUGCUGAUUAUGGAUCAUCCGAAGGAUGGAUCGGAGCUAAUGUUAACCCAAAUCUUCCUCCUGAGCAAGUCACUUUCGCAGUGCUUCCAAACAUUGGGUAUUUCGAGUUCAUCCCGUUAAGUGAGCGCGGUGGGGCUGUGGAGCCCAGUCCAGUGGGUUUGACCGAAGUGAAGGUUGGAGAAGAGUAUGAAAUCCUUGUCACCAAUUUUGCAGGACUCUACCGAUAUAGGCUCGGAGAUGUGGUAAAAGUUGCAGGCUUCCACAACUCCACGCCGGAGCUUCGUUUCAUCUGCAGGAGAAAUCUCCUGCUCACGAUCAACAUCGACAAGAACACUGAGAAGGACCUGCAGUUAUCGGUCGAAUCAGCAGCUAAGCUAUUAGCUGAGGAGAAGCUAGAGGUGGUCGACUUCACAAGCCACGUUGACCUGUCUACUGAUCCAGGCCACUAUGUUGUAUUCUGGGAAAUCAAUGGGGAAGCAAGGGAGGAAGUCCUAAAUGAGUGCUGCAAUGUCCUGGACAGAUCAUUCGUCGAUGCAGGCUAUUUGAGCUCGCGCAAGGUGAAUGCAAUCGGGGCCCUGGAGCUCCGGGUUGUGAGGAGAGGGACAUUCCAGCAGAUUCUAGACCAUUACUUGGGACUAGGAGCUGCCGUCAGUCAGUUCAAGACCCCGAGAUGCGUGGGGCCUGCGAAUGAUGCUGUCUUGCGGAUUCUAUGUAGGAAUGUUGUCAAGAGUUACUUCAGCUCUGCAUUUUAGUCGACAUUGCCGGGUUUGAUUCAUUCCUUGCUGGUCCAUAAAUAAUUCAAUAUGGAUGUGCUUCUCCAAAAGUAAAUGGCGGCAAUUAAGUUCAUAAGUUAUUUUGUUGGUCUAAAUGCUUUUAAUGAUAUGAACUCAAAGAACCAUAACAAACCGAUGGAGCAUACCUGCCACUGCAAGGCCAUUUCUUUAAUAAAAGUAAGAAACCAAAAAAAGAUACUUAUACAGCUAUAUAGGUUUAGUCCAUGCAUCUGAUGUGAGUUCGACAGUAUUAGGCUGUGUUUAGUUGCCGGGAUGAGAUGGGAUAUUCCAUCGGGGUAGGACGGGGUUGAAAUCUUAUGGGAGUUUGAUAUCGUAAAUUUGUGUUUAUAACCUUAUACAGGAUGUAUAAGUGGGAUAUGAAAUUAAAAUGACGAAUUUGUGCCGA
Molecule: messenger RNA, 2617 nt
Organism: Punica granatum (pomegranate)
Lineage: Eukaryota; Viridiplantae; Streptophyta; Magnoliopsida; Myrtales; Lythraceae
Source: RefSeq, a predicted model, not a curated record